AUGAAUGAAAUUGAAAAAGAAUACCGAAGCAAAUCAAAUGCAAUUUUGAAACAGGAAAUGCUGCUGCUGCUGAAGACUCGGUACUUGUUGCGAGAAGCGUCCGGAGGGACGCUACCCGCAACAGUUAUUAGAAUGUCUCCCACUGUUAUUGGGAAUAUAAAAUCACAAAAUGAUUCUGACUCUGCUGCAAAUAAUGGAAAGAUUAAGAUCAGUGGAAAAACUAAAAGUAAAGAAAUCAACGGAACAUUAAGUCCUCCAACGAAUGUUAGCGACGAAGACGAAGGAGAAGAGCCGCAGAUGAGCACACCGGAUGACCCUGUUAUCCACUCCCCGCCGUCUCUCAGUGGUCAACUUAUGAACGGCUAUAAUCCGAAUCAAAUUACUAAAAUUGAAGAGGGCGUAGCUCAGAAUUGUAGUUCUCCUGAAACAUCAUCCAUUGAUCCAAAUGCUAAUGAUGAUUCUCGACGUCGACAGAAAACUUGUCGAGUAUGUGGCGAUCAUGCGACGGGCUACAAUUUCAAUGUUAUAACCUGCGAAUCCUGUAAAGCCUUUUUCCGAAGGAACGCUUUACGUCCUAAGGAGUUCAAAUGCCCAUACUCAGAAGACUGUGAAAUCAACGCAGUUAGUCGUCGUUUUUGCCAAAAAUGCCGUUUACGAAAAUGCUUCGCGGUCGGCAUGAAGAAAGAAUGGAUCUUGAAUGAUGAGCAGUUGAGACGAAGAAAAAAUUCUCGACUUAAUAAUCUGGCUAAUCAACAGAAGAUCAAACAACAGGAGCCCGACCAACCUCAAUCUCAACCACAAUCACCAAACGAUGAAGUAAAACAAAAUUUCAAUUCCCCAUCAUUGAAUAACAGCUUGGAUCAACAGCUCGUACCAAUGAACGGUCGAUCGGUGGGAGCUCCUUUAGUUAGUCCUCCUGGUGCAACGUAUAACAAUGAUGUAGAAAAUAACUUUAUUAUUAAUCAAUCAGAUUUCCAAUCAACCAAAGACCAUAUCCAAAAAUUAUUUAAUCAAGGUCGAAUUACUUCAUUAAACAAUUAUCCACUGAUGAGCCCAUCAGGCUCGACGGCAUCCGAUUCGCCGCCGUCUCGUUCUGUCGGAAUUUUAGGAGGGCAAAGAAGCCCUGAUGCCUUUCAGUAUGAUCCUAAUAUGAUGAUGCAACAACGAAUACGUAGUUCGAUUGUUCGCCCUAAUCCAAGUACUCCUUCGCCUGUAGCUGUUGAUGCUCAAUCUGGCAAAGUCAUUUUGUCAAUUGAUGAUUAUCAAAAUUUGGUUCAAUUAGCGGGUAGCAAGCCAGUGGAGGAACCUCCCAAUAAGAGUUUCAGACCUUCGUAUUCACCUAACCUGGGAAGCCCACAAGCUCGUCCAUUCUGUAGUCCUAUUCAAGGCAUGCAAGUAAGCAGUCCUACUAUGAUGCAACCAACUCCACGCCCUGGUAUCGGAGGAUUGCCAACUUAUAUUGAAAUUGGAAAUUCAACUGCUGCCGUACCAAGCUCUGAUCAUACAGCCUCUGGUGUCUUUGGAACCGACUUUUCAAACGACAAGGUUGCUCAUAUGAAAGUUUACUUCGAUAAAACAAUUGAGGAUGCUCUCAAGAUCGAUAGUCCCCAGGUGAUGCAGAAUCAAUGUAGCAGAGGUCUCUCUGAGAAUGUUGCUUCUUACGGUCCUUCUGAUCCUAGAAUGAACUUCCAGCUUAAUGCUAUGGAACUUCGGGAUCUAGAUAUGGUCGCAGAAGCUUUCAAAGGCAUGAACGAUCCAAUGGAGCAAGGACGUCAACGAGAAUCUUUCUUGAAAAAGAACAAAACUCCAGCAGAUAUCAUGAACAUCAUGGACGUGGCUAUGAGGCGUUUAGUGAAAAUGGCAAAGCGACUUCCCGCUUUCAACGACUUAUCUCAGGAUGGAAAGUUUGCUCUUCUUAAAGCUGCCAUGGUAGAAAUGCUAACCAUUCGCGGAUUGACUAGAUUUGAUGGAUCAAAAGGUGUUUGGCGUUCUCCAACUGUUAAAGGAGAAGUACCAUUCGACAUGUUUGAUCAGCUUAAAGAUAGCCAUGGCGAACAGAAGAAUCGCGUUUACGAGUUUUUCCAAUUUUUCCAUGACGAUAUUCGAACUAAUGACCUAGCCAUCGCCUUAAUUAUGCUGAUUGUUAUGUUCUCUCCUCGUGAUUGCAUUACGGAUGAACGGGAUAAGAAUCAUAUCAAUAUGUUCCAUGAGCAUUACUGCAAAGUUUUAAAACGAUAUCUAGAAUCCUUAUAUGGUGAAGAUGCUCAUAAGCUGUUCACUCAGCUUCCAUCCGCUCUUGCCAUGUUGAAGGAUAUCAGUCAUAAUGCUGGUAUGCUCUUUUUGGGCACUGUUGAUUCUUCGGAAACUGAAGCACUCCCUCGAGAAAUUUUCAAAGUUGAAUAA
Messenger RNA from Auanema sp. JU1783, 2403 nucleotides. Lineage: Eukaryota; Metazoa; Nematoda; Chromadorea; Rhabditida; Rhabditidae. The record is from the annotation of a GenBank genome assembly.